This is a messenger RNA of Anneissia japonica, 1330 nucleotides long. Its product is annotated as sulfotransferase 1C4-like. The transcript is spliced from 7 exons. Gene Ontology annotation, cellular component: cytoplasm. The record is from RefSeq and is a predicted model, not a curated record. Gene Ontology annotation, biological process: sulfation. Gene Ontology annotation, molecular function: sulfotransferase activity. Bases 176 to 1027 code for a protein of 283 amino acids. Lineage: Eukaryota; Metazoa; Echinodermata; Crinoidea; Comatulida; Comatulidae.
UCUUUGCUGGUAAGGCAAACUUUCCCGGUGGCGUGCUUUUUUCAUGGAUAAACCAAAAACAAACGCAACUGCUUUGCACAAUAUGGAUGCCUUGCCCAAGCCAGGACUACAAGAGCCGCAUUGUUAGCAUUGUAUAAUACUUAAACAAGUAUUUAAGCAGUGAAAGCAGGGAACUAUGGAAAUCGAUCGUGUUGUUGGCGGUGUACGUCACCCUUCAGUAACUACAGAUGAAAUUCUAGAGGCAAUGAAAACAUUUGAAGUUCGCCAAGAUGAUAUUUGGGUAAUCACAUAUCCAAAAGCUGGGACCACAUGGAUGCAGGAAAUAGUCUCUGUUCUCUUGAAUGGUUGCGAUUUUCAAAAAGCAGAUGAAAUAGAUAUCAGGCACCGAUAUUCUUUCUUGGAUAUUGUACACCCGGGUCACGUGUGUCCACAUGUGAAGGCUGCAAGCAAGCCAUCGCCUAGGCUUAUCAAGACGCACCUCCCAAGCCACCAGAUGGCAAGUGAAAUCAUCACAAAGAAACCUAAGAUUGUGUACGUUGGAAGAAACCCGAAAGAUAAUGCAGCUUCGCUCUUUAAUUUCCACCAUUCAUGUAACGUUUUAAGAACUUAUGAAUCCUGGGAUGUGUUUUACAAAGCUUUCUGUGCUGGCGAUGUUCAUGGUGGCUCAUGGUUUGAAAUGAACCUUUACUGGUGGAACAAGAGGGAUGAAGAUAACAUACUUUUUGUCAAGUAUGAAGAUAUGAAGAAGGAUCUUGGCAGUGUUGUCUUGAAAGUAUCCGAGUUCUUUGGUUGGGAGAUUCCUGAUGGAAAACUAGAAGAAGUUGUUAAACACUGCUCCUUCAGCAGCAUGAAACAGAAUCCAAAGACUAACCACACGUCCAGUGAAUGGAUGAAGUCUGCCUUUAUGAGAAAGGGUGAAGUUGGAGAUUGGAAGAAUUAUUUUAGUGUGAGCCAGAGCGAAGAGUUUGACAAACUUUAUGCAGAGAAGAUGAAAGGUUCUGGACUGACGUAUCAGUAUGAGUUGUGACACCAGCAGUAGUCAUAAUAUUCAAUUUAUAGAUCCUUUUAAAUUUAUAUUUUUAAAACUUCAUUAACAGUAAUUAUACAUCAGUGUACCAAUAUACUCUGCAAUGUUUUAGAGAAGAAAUGAAAAUGACAAAAAAUUGCAAUUUUUAUUAAUACAAGGUAAGGUUUUGGUACUUAACUAACUAAACUAAAACAAUAAAACAUUAUGACUUAAGUAAAAACAGUAUUAUUUUUUUUGCUGUAUGAUUUGUCUCAGACAACUAUAUAAAUUAUAUAUUUAUAUACAUUCAAAUCUUUUACUACC